Closterium sp. NIES-65 is the source of this 4368-nucleotide messenger RNA. Lineage: Eukaryota; Viridiplantae; Streptophyta; Zygnematophyceae; Desmidiales; Closteriaceae. The record is from the annotation of a GenBank genome assembly.
AUGCAGGUGGUUACAGACGUUCGCACGGCCAUGGAGGAGGACCCGGGGGACCCGGAGGCUCCGGCGACAAAUCGAGCGGUGGGGGUAGAGGCGGUGUUGCCGGCAAAGGCGGCGCUGUCGCCGCCGCCAAAUCCGGCGGCGCUGCUGGUGCUGCUGCUGCGGCAGCUCCCCCUGCUGGAGCUGCUUCGGCGGACGGCAACGCCGCUGCCGGAGCGGCCGGAGCUUCCAGCGCAGCGGAAGGCGCAGGGAAGGCCGGGGAUGGCGGAGAUAGCGGAAGCGCGACGGCCGGCGCGGCGGGUCAAAGGGAAGCCUGGAAAAGGGGUAUGGGCGCAGGUGGUUAAGAGUGAGCCAGGCAAGGCCCGAACGCACCCCGGGCCUGAUGAGGGGCUAGCUUCGCUCGUGCGAGGUUCGGACGCAGCUGGAGACGCGCCGGCGAGUGCCGAGCCUGCGAAGCAGGCUGGGGGAAAGGCUGGUGGGGCGGAUACGAAAGCGGGGUCGGAAUCAGCGAAGCAGGGUGGGGGGAGGGGUGGUAAUGCAGGCUCGGGGGGGCAGAAGGGUGGUGGAGGGAGGGGGGAAGGGGGAGGGAAGGGAGGCAAGGGCGGCAAGGCAUGGCAUAAGGAUAAGGACAAAAAGGAGGAGAAGAAGGAGGAGAAGAGAGACGAGAAGGAGGAUUCUGAGAAGAACAAGGAGAAGGAGAAGGGGAGUGAGGACAAGGAGAGUGCUAGUGGCGGUGCGAAAGACGGCGGGGAGGGUAAGGGUUCCAAAGGAGGGGGACAUGGAAAGAAGGACGGGAAGUCGGAUCAGAAGGAGCAGAAGGAUCAGAAAGAGGGGAAAGAGCCUAAGGAGCACAAGCCGCCGAAGCAGGCAUGGCGCAAGCACAACAGGGACGGCGAGAAGGGCGGGGCGGCGGCGGCCGCGGCGGUGGUAAUGGGCGCAGGCGCGACGGCGUGGCCUGCGCUUUCCGAGGCGGAUGCUGCUGCUGCGCGCGCGGCGGAAACCGGCAAGGGCGCGGGCGGAGAUGAUAAGGCGAAGCCUGCUGCUGGUCUCGCUAUAAUUGCAAACGAGGGCGACAAAUCGUCUGCUGCCACGUCAGACAAGCAGAGCGGCGCAGCGGCGGUUACAGCAGCAGACGCAGCCAGAAAGGCUGGCGCUGCUGACGUGGCAGUUGUGAGCGUGCGUGAGGUGAAUGGGGGGCAGUACAAGCGCGGGGGCCAUCAGGGGGGCGGGGGGGCGCACCAUGGCGGAAGAGGGGGAGGCGUGGGCGGAGGGGGAUACCAGAGGCGCGCGCAUGGGAGGGUGGUGGUGGUGGCGGACGAUCCCCCCCUCACGGAGUUCGUGGCUGCUGGGCCCAGGAGGUCCGCGGCUGCCAUGGCCAAUGGCAUGGGCGGCAGCUAUGGGUACCCCAUGGUCGUGGGAGCCAACGGCCCCUACUACAUGCAAUACCGCAUGCCGCCUGUCCCGGUUGACCCCAUGUCGGGCCUUCGCACCGCUCUCACAAAGCAGAUCGAGUACUACUUCAGCAUUGAGAAUCUCUGUCGCGACCUCUUCCUUCGGUCCAAGAUGGACGCUGAAGGGUUUAUUCACGUGGACGUAAUUGCGGCUUUCAACAGGGUGCGCAUGCUCACGCUAGACAAGGCCUUCAUUCUCAGCUGCCUUGCCAACUCCACGUCAGUGGAAGUGCAGGGUGAGAAGCUGAGGCGGCGCAGUGACUGGAGCAACUGGCUGCUGCCCACGGGGCACAUGCAGGCUGUGGUUCCCCACUCAGAGGACGCACCCAAGGCAGGAGAGGGAGGAGAGGGAGGAGAGGGAGGAGAGGGAGGAGAGGGAGGAGAGGGAGGAGAGGCAGGGAAGAAGGGAGGGGAGAAGGGGGAGGGGGAGAAGGAGGCUGCUGCUGGCGCUGACGAGGGGCAGGGAAAAGAUCCCGAAGGAGAGAAGAAGGAAACCCCCGACGCUGCUGCUGCCACUGGUGCUACAGCCGCUGCUGAUGCCGCUGCUGAUGCUGCUGCUGGUGCUGCUGCUGGUGCCGAUGCAGCUCCCUCUUCCCCUGCUGCUACGCUCCUAUUCGCCCCUCGCAACAUCCCCUCAGCAGCAGAUGGGGAGGCUGAUGAUGAAGGGGAGGAGGAGGGGGGAGGGCAGCGGGCAAAUCGCGAAGGCACUCCUGCUAGGAGCGUUGGGAAGCGGCGCGGCAGCAGCGUGAAACGAGCCGCCUCUUCCGGCCGCUUCUCAGCUAGCAAGUCCGGAGGGCUUUCGGCCGCGUUUGCCGCCGAAGCUGCAGGUUCGGGGGGCCGAACCGAGGGGUUGGGUUCGCUGCCGGGCCUGGCUGGGAAGGUGGCUGCAGCGAUUGAGGAGGCUGGGAAGGGGGGGGAAGCGGGGAAGAGUAAGGAGGAGAGGGAGAGGGAGAAGGGGAAGAGGGCUGCAGAGGAGAGUGAGGCGUUGACUGAGGCGAGUGAAGCUGAGGACACGUUUCAGUUUAGCGGGGACGAGCUUGGGGAGGGGAAGAAGCGGGCCGGCAAGCCCAGGAGGAAGCAGCGUGCCAGGUCGGAGGAGGAUACAACAGACGACUCUGAUUUCAACGACGUGAAUCCCAGCCUCAAGAACCUCGUUAUUGUCACACAGAGGCGCCCGGGGCAGGGCAGUGCGUUUCAGCAGCAGCAGCGAGGCGGUGUGAGGCGCAGUCAGGGCAGGGAGGAUGGGGCGAGUGGCAGCAGCUACGAGGGCGGGUCGUCGUUGGGUCCCAACUACCGCGCCAGCAGGCUGUCAGCGGAGAAGGGCGAGCAGUCAGGGACGGACGGGGAGGGGCCUGGCAGGUUCCACGUGGGCAGUCAGGGCAGCAACGGCAGUCCAGACAACUUCAGCUCGCACGUUGCCCGCGGCCCCAGGGCCCGCCACCCCCAGCAGCAGCGUGCCUCCUGGACACCCGGCAUCGCCCACAUGACUGCAGCCGCCGCUGCCGCCGCCGCCGCAGCAGGAGGAGCGGCAGGAGCAGCAGGAACGGUGGGAGGAGUGGGAGCGGUAGGGUUGGGGGCAGGAAGGGCGCAGCCGGUGCCUGUGUGGCGGCCGGGGCUGGGGGGGCUGCCUCCGAAUGCGGUGGAGCUGGGGGGCAGCAGUUGGCGGAGCACCAGCAGCUUCGGAUCGCCACAGCUCAUGGCCUUCUAUUUCGGAGCCACCCCUCCUGGCUCCUACAGUGGUUCGGCGGCCUCUUCCCUGUCUAGCUCCUGGGGCAUGCCUGCUGGGCUGGCGAUGCUUCACCAGCAGCAGCAGCAGGGGGAGAAGAAGGAGAAGGAGAAGGAGGAAGGAGCAGGGAGACAGGCAGGGGACGCAAAAGAAGGCGAGAAGAAAGACAGCGAGAAGGAGGCAGAUGCAGGGAAGGAGGGUGUGAAAGAGAAGGACCAGAAGCGGGGCAAGGGGGGAGGACUCCUGAGCCCACCCAAGGGCGUCACUCCCCUCCCCUUCGCCCCUGGUUCUGCCCCUACGGAUAGUAUGAUGCAUAUGGCAGCAGCGGGAGGGCGGCACAGGGACAGGGGGAGGGGAGUGGUAGGAUCGAUGGGGAAGGGGGGAGCGGGGUUGCUGUCGGCUAGUCUGGGCUCAGGAGGGCAGCAGCACCAGCACGUUAGUCACGCGCUGCUGGAGGAGAACGGGUUCAAGCAGCAGAAGUACUCCUCAUUCUACAAGAGGUGUCUCAAGGAGCGCAAGAAGCUCGGCAGCGGCCGCUCUGAGGAGAUGAACACGCUGUUCCGCUUCUGGUGCUACUUCCUGCGCAAGAACUUCAACCAGCAGAUGUAUGACGACUUCAAGAGGCUCGCCACGGAGGACGCGGCUUCCAAGUAUUAUUACGGCAUGGAGUGCCUCUUCCGCUUCUACAGCUAUGGGCUGGAGUCCAAGUUUGAGGAGCCCAUGUAUGUCGACUUUGAGCAGCUGACUCUGGACAUGUACCAGCGGGACGGGAACCUCUACGGGCUGGAGAAGUACUGGGCGUACCACUUUUAUCGCAAGGACAAGGACACGCGGGAAGUCAAGAAGCACCCCGAGCUCGAGAAGAUUCUCACCGAGAAGUUCCGAACAAUGGCUGACUUCAGGGCCGCCAAGGAUGCUCAGAAACGCGCCCUGGCUGAAGCCCAGGCCAAGGCGAAGGGAGAGAAAGUGGGUGGGGAGAAGGGGGGAGGGGAGAAGGGGAAGGAGGAAAAGGUGGAGGGAGGGAAGGAGGGGAAGAAAGAGGGGGAGGAGGGAGGGGAGGGGAAGAAGGGAGAGGGGGAAGGCGCUGCUGCUGCAGAGGGAGAAGGAAAGGGGGAGGAUGGGGGGAAGGAGGGUGCUGUAACGGAUAAGGCAGGGGAUGGCAGAGCAGGAGCAGCAGCAGAGACAACAUCAUAG